GGAAGUGGGAGGGACUUAGAGAAGCCAGAGAAAGAUGAGUGGCAGUAAUCAGUGGAGAAUCAGUGAAAAGAUGAAGCUUCUUCUGAGCAGUCUGCUGCUGGGCUCUCUCUGUGCCAUCUCAUCUCGCAGUGCUUCAUGUACAGACAUUGUGACCCAGACCCCUGAUGUUUCUGUCACGGAGGGCGACGCUCUUAACAUCACCUGCUGCUUCAACUCGACGUCUGAAAGAAUGAAGUUCAUCUGGCUGAAAAAUCUGACAGAAAUUCGGAAUCAGUCCAGCGUCGUGUAUAAUCGGUCUCAAGGAUCCCAGAUGAAUCCUUCCUGCUCAACUUUGACCUUUUCCAACAUCAAAAUAGAGGAUUCAGGGAAAUACAUCUGCAACGUGAGGGUGGAGAUACCGAUUUAUGAUCAGAAGGAAGGAAAUGGUACCGUCAUCACAGUUAAGCCCAAAGGAAACGCGGAAAAUCCAGAUGUCCCUGCGGCUCGUUCUGCUGUAGUCCCCAUAAUACUUGCCGCGGCUCUUGGGGGUCUGUUGCUCCUCAUCGCGCUCAGCUGCUACUGCAUUCUGCGAAUCAGACAUGCACAUGCAGUCAGGGUGAUCUACGAGGUUCCCCACAUCGACUCCGAAGAGGCAGAUAUGGAUAAACACAGCACCAGCUCCUCCACAGGCUCUUCUCAGUGGUGUCAGGUACCAGUGUAUGAAUCCUUUGAUUACUUUGAACGGGUGAAAAGCAAAGAAAGUGGAUGAGGAUCUACUCAGCUCGAUUCUUCAUCUUCCAGUAUUUUCUGUAUAUACUUUUUUUCAUGUGAAUAAUGUACAAUUAUUUACUUAUCUCUACAUUGAUUCUGUAAAAUAUAUUUUUUAAAUUCUAUAAACUGCCUCUUAUUCAAGUGUUUUCUGUAUUUACUUUUUCUUCAUGUGAAUAAUGUCAAAGAAUUUACUCAGAUCCCUAUGGAUUAUGUAAAAGCUUAUAUAUUUGCAAAUAUUUGACUAUUUUUGUAUAAACUGCCUUUUUAUUCCUCUUUGUGGAUUACAUUCUUUUCAGACACGA
Molecule: messenger RNA, 1052 nt
Organism: Pleuronectes platessa (European plaice)
Lineage: Eukaryota; Metazoa; Chordata; Actinopteri; Pleuronectiformes; Pleuronectidae
Exons: 5
Coding region: 35-748 (237 amino acids)
Biological process (GO): immune response-activating cell surface receptor signaling pathway; positive regulation of natural killer cell mediated cytotoxicity
Source: RefSeq, a predicted model, not a curated record